Messenger RNA from Phlebotomus papatasi, 5324 nucleotides. RefSeq names its product cGMP-dependent protein kinase, isozyme 2 forms cD4/T1/T3A/T3B (gene for). NCBI's taxonomy places the organism in Eukaryota, Metazoa, Arthropoda, Insecta, Diptera, Psychodidae. The coding region runs from base 2524 to 5205 and encodes 893 amino acids. Gene Ontology annotation, molecular function: cGMP-dependent protein kinase activity; ATP binding. The transcript has 7 exons. The record is from RefSeq and is a predicted model, not a curated record. Gene Ontology annotation, biological process: protein phosphorylation.
GUGCCCUUAAAAAAUGGGUUUGAGAACUAAUUUCGAGGUUACACCCUAACCUAUAACCUCUGAAAAGAAUUUUGCUAAGUCGAAAAAUAUAUAUUGUUAAAGUUUUGCCAAAAUAAUGCUGUUCAGUUGACAGAACUUUUCUUCAGAUUUUGUAAUGAAAAACAUCCUUUUGACAAACUUUUAGCACGGCAACCCCAUUGGUCGCUAAUUUGACAAAACUUCCCCAUAUAGAAGAACUUCUUUUUGACAAACUUUUCUUGUUAAUUUGUAAAAUCUUUUUGUCAAAAUAUCAAUCAAACUAAACAGAAAUUACAUUCAAAUAAAUAGGAUAAUUCUCCGUAUAUUCAUUUCAGUGAGAAUUAAAUAAAUUCCCCCUUCAAUUUGCAACAUUUCAAUUCCUAAAAAUUUGAGGAAUUAUACUACUUUGUGGUUAUGUUUUAAACGAAAAAUUUCUACAGAUUUGAAUACCCAUAGAGAAUAAUAAUACCCAUAAGAGAAAGGCCCAUACUCAAAUAAAUUAAAUAAAUUCCUCUGGGAUAUUGGCUAUCUAAAAAUAUAUAGCACUAUGCCUAGAUGAUCAUUGAUUAUCCCAAAAAUAUGUAUUUUCGGAAAUAAUGCGUUCGUGAAACUGCCCCAACCUCCUUUAAACAUAAAAUAUACCUUGCCGAGAGAUCAAAGUUCUCAUUUAAAGUCUGUAUUUAUAAUUUAAUUUUUGUCUUUUUGAAUAUUUCAAACUCAUUUUAGGUUAUGUUACCCCUAGAAACAUAACCUAUAACUUGAAUCUUGUAAAAAUAUUCUGAUAAAAAUAAUUUAUAACCCAUUAGAGUGAUAGGCGUCAAAUCUUCAGCUUUUUUUUCUUUAAAAUAUUUAUUUUUAGAUUGUUUUCUUAAAUGUUAACCUGAUUUUGAUCCAACCUAAGAAAGAUCGCAACGUUUAGAUGAAAAACUCCAAAAAUUUUCUUUUAGGGGGAAAUGGUGCACCUUUGAAAUUGGGAUUUUUUUUUACCUAUUUUUAAAGAAAAUUGAGCCUUAUCAUGAUAUAAUUUAGCUGCACAAACAGGUUAAGAAACUAAAUUACAUUAAGAUAUGGCUCAGUUUCACUUAAAUGUAGGUGGAAAAUCCCAAUUUCAAAGGUGUACCACUAUCAAAGGUGCCCCACUUUCCCCUAAAGGACCUUCAUUUCAGCUAUUUUGACUAUUUCGUGAAAAAUAAAACGAUUUGGUUUCCUCUUAUAGUGAUUUCUAACACGUUUAAUCUCGAUUUAAUAGGACGUUUAAAUAGUUCUAUCUUUAAAAGUGGAUUUUGAGGUUAAGAUUUCUCAGAUUUACAAGUUUCUUAAAACUAGUGUAUCAUUUAAAGUUUCUGAGUGUGCAUUUCAUUUUAUUUUUAAGAAAAAAACUUAUCAAAUGCAUUUAUUGGUCUCUUAGUUACCCAAAUUGGUGUUAUAUAAAUUUAUAACCUUCAAAUAGGCGGUUUUUGAGGUUAGGUUUAGAUUUACUGCCUUUUAAAUAGUAAAUGAAGGUGUUUUGAACGCAUAAAAUCAAGCUUAAGUAGAUUAAUUAAUGAAAUCUUGUCUAAAACAUGUAAUUCAAAAAGCUUUUGAUACUUUUCAAAGGAUCGAAAUCAAUUAUAAACAAAAUCUGACUAAGCUUUUGCUUUUAGAAACUUAAUAUUCAAUUCAAUGCCUCGUAAUUUAUUAAAAAAGCUAAUCUUUCUCAAACUUAUUUCGUUAUUUGGGAGUUUUAUUGUAACUACUACAACAGACAGCAUACUUGCUGGCCCGAGAUUAAUUUUUUAGUACAAUUUAUGUACUAAAAUCCAGAUUUUUGAUUCUAAACCAUUGAAAUUUGAUGAUAAUUGAAGAUUAUCAAACCUGCUGCUUUUCUUAAGACCUUCCAUUCGAAAUAUUUAAGAAAAACUCUUUCCUGUUUUAGUACUAAUUCUGUACUAAAACAUUUUUUGAAAUUUAUGUUGAAUUUUUGGAACUUUUCGUCAAACCAUGAGUCAAUUACAAACAAAAUUUGACUAAACUUUUGCUUUUAGAAACUUAUUCAGGUCAUCUUUGAUAAGUGUUGUACAAUAUAUACCAAUAUGAUACACCCCUCAAUAGAAUGCCACGAAUAGACUUCGUAUUAUUGAUACAAAAUGCAGGAAGAUUUGGAGCAAAUAAAAAUUCCACAUUAUUUCGCAAUUGACGAAAGAAAGCCCCGCGAUAACAUGAUGUUCUUUGUAUUUUCCCAUUUUCCAAAACCCAUGAUCUUCCAUAUGUCAAGUAAACAAGGAGAUUAUUCUGCUGACGCUCGGAAUAACUGAGCAUCUCUCAUGAAUCGGGGCAUCGAUUUCUAUUCGAGAGAUAAAUUUAGACAUAGAACCGUAAUAAGAAAUUAUGUUGGCUGUUUUUUUUUGUCUUGGGCGGGAAUUUGCUGGAGGAGGAAGAAAAAAAAAGAAAGAGUUGUAUAAUCUUGUGGAUGAUUAUUCACUGGUGAUUUCUUAGAUGAUGAUCUGUGUUGAGGAACAGUGAAAGAUGGUGAUUGUGGAGGGGAAUUUCAAGAGUGGCCGCGAUGGGAAGAUUCGGGCCUAUCCGGGAAAGGCAGUGGAUGUGAGUCUGUCGCUGGAGAGGAGUAAUGCCAUGGGGGCUCUGUAUGAGGCAAAUUGGCUGCACACGCAAGAGACCAUCCGCAAGGUUAAUCGCUGCCAGCCUCCGGAAUGUACCGAUGGAAUCUCAUCGUUGGGCAAGUAUCAGAUGACCCUGGAGCAGAUAAAAGCUCGCGAGGCCAAAGAUGCCAACAUCACGAGGACUAUCCGGGAACUCAAUGGGUAUCGUCCAUCGACUCUACGGAGGAAGAAUAAAAAAUAUCCAGAAUGGGAGGAAGUCCUGGAACAACCCAGACCUAUCAUUAGGCAUUUUUCUGGCAGUGAUGGCUCGUCCGGACAUGCAACCAGCGAGGACAGAGACUCCCAGGACAGCGGGGAAAGUAUCUACAUGAACACCAAACGCAAUGAGAAGCUUAAGAGAUCCCCAACAGUUUGUGCUCCAACCCAGCAUCUUCCCUUCUGCGGAACUCUGGAUAUCAAAGAUAUCUUCCGGAGGCGUCAGAAGAAAGCCGUUCCCAAGAUUUCAGAACAGCCCAAGGUCAAUUGUGAUACCUACCAUGACUACGAGGUCAUUGACUUCACGGGCAGAGGAAAAACCACCGCCAAGGAGGAGAAACCCGAAGAGAAACCCACCAAAAAGGGUUUCCUAGGCAUAAUCCGGGCUAAAAGUGUGAGGAUCAAUCCCAUUCCCAAGACAAUCGAACGUACUCUGAGCAAUCCAACUGCCAAGGGAAAAUCCUCAAAGAGUGAAAGUGAAUCUUCAUCAUUCUCCUCCAGUUCCUCCAAAUUCAACACAAUCUCCCUCGGAGGCAGGAGAUCCAGACCCCUCCUACCACUCAGAAGGAGUCCUCCUCUCAUUGAAGAGACCCAGAAGCCACAGGAACAGUCCCAGGACGAUCCUUUCAGUAUUCCACGGCCCAGACUCAUCGUUCCCGUGCAUACUUAUGCUCGAAAAAGGCGAACUGGGAACUUGGUCAGCAGCAAGGAUCUCGAUCCAGUGGGUGAUCACCGAAAAGAGUCCACCAAAGAGGGACGUGUUGAGGUGUCACGCGAGGGAAAAUACCUGUCUACACUGUCCGGAGCUAAAGUACUUGGUGAACUUGCAAUUCUCUACAAUUGCCAACGAACAGCCACAAUAACCGCCGUUAACGAUUGCAAACUCUGGGCUAUUGAGCGACAAUGUUUCCAGACAAUUAUGAUGAGGACUGGCCUCAUUCGCCAGACCGAGUACACAGAUUUCCUCAAAAGUGUGCCCAUCUUCAAGAAUCUGCCCGAGGACACAUUGAUCAAGAUCUCAGACGUACUGGAGGAGACCUACUACCAGAAGGGGGACUACAUUGUGCGUCAGGGUGCCCGUGGAGAUACCUUCUUUAUCAUUUCCAAGGGUCAGGUAAGGGUGACUAUUCGGCAGCCGGAUGGGCAGGAGGAGAAAUUUAUCAGAUUGCUGGGCAAAGGGGACUUCUUUGGGGAGAAAGCCCUCCAGGGAGAUGAUCUCCGGACAGCUAAUAUUAUCUGUGACUCUCCCGAUGGAGUCACGUGCCUUGUGAUUGAUCGCGAAACCUUCAAUCAGCUCAUAUCCAACUUGGAGGAAAUUAGACACAGAUACGAUGAUGAAGGAACGCUCGAGAGGGAAAGAAUCAAUGAAGAAUUCCGGGAUAUAAAGUUGACAGACUUGCGUGUGAUCGCAACUCUGGGAGUUGGGGGUUUUGGUCGAGUAGAACUUGUCCAGCUAAAUGGUGAUCAGUCGCGAUCGUACGCCCUGAAGCAGAUGAAGAAAGCCCAGAUCGUUGAGACGCGUCAGCAGCAACAUAUUAUGUCGGAAAAAGAGAUCAUGGUUGAGGCAAACUCUGACUUUAUCGUGAAGCUCUUCAAAACGUUCAAGGAUCGCAAGUAUCUGUACAUGCUGAUGGAGAGCUGCCUGGGUGGCGAGCUGUGGACGAUCUUGAGGGAUCGAGGACACUUUGAUGAUGCCACAACGCGCUUCUACACGGCCUGUGUGGUCGAGGCAUUUGACUAUCUUCAUUCCCGGAACAUCAUUUACAGAGAUCUUAAGCCGGAGAAUCUGCUGUUGGAUGUUCAGGGAUACGUGAAGCUGGUGGACUUUGGAUUUGCCAAGAAGCUCCAGAGUGGUCGAAAAACUUGGACUUUCUGCGGAACUCCGGAGUACGUGGCUCCAGAAGUAAUCCUCAAUCGCGGUCAUGACAUCAGUGCUGAUUAUUGGUCUCUAGGAGUGUUAAUGUUUGAGCUUCUAACCGGAACUCCGCCCUUCACGGGAUCAGAUCCCAUGAGGACCUACAAUAUCAUCCUGAAGGGAAUCGAUGCAAUCGAAUUCCCAAGGAAUAUCACCCGGAACGCCAGUGCUCUCAUCAAGAAGCUCUGUCGCGACAAUCCAGCCGAGAGACUCGGCUAUCAAAGGGGAGGAAUCAGUGAGAUCCAGAAGCACAAGUGGUUCGACGGAUUCUAUUGGGAAGGCCUGCGGAGUCGCACCUUGACACCUCCGAUCCGGCCGGAAGUGAAGAGCGUCACGGACACCACGAACUUCGAUGUCUACCCACCAGAUCCCGACGGACCGCCUCCGGAUGACCUCACAGGAUGGGACAAUGACUUCUGAGGAGCGCCCCAAAACACACAAAUUAGACAAUUUGACGUCUUGUCUGUUUCACUACUAUGCUCGUUGUAAUUUGUGUACAUUCAUAGUGUUAAAAUGAAUUAAAUUUUUCGUAUAUUUUA